CGGGGGCUCGAAGGGAAGUCGUGAGGGAGACAUGACACCGACACCCAGCGGAACCACGCAGGCCGCACCAUGCGAGCCCCACUGGUGAGCGAUGGGCACCACGACGUCGGAUUCAUGGUGACCACCGCAGCGAGUGCUUGCACAAGAAGCUUCUCGACCACAACUUGGCCGCAGAGGGUUCGCGGGGAAACAUGGCCGAAGGAGGGCCCGCCAGGUCCAUUGAGCAGGAGGACCGGACUCGACCCCACGUCCUGUCAGGAUCAGGCUUCUGCAAAUGGUUCAACGUCCGCAUGGGCUUUGGAUUUAUCUCCAUGACCAGCAGCGAGGGGACCCCAGUAGACCCCCCUCUGGACGUUUUUGUGCACCAAAGCAAGCUGGUGAUGGAGGGCUUCCGAAGCUUAAAGGAGGGUGUGCAGGUGGAGUUUACCUACAAGAAGUCCUCCAAAGGCCUUGAGUCCCUACGGGUGACUGGACCGGGUGGGGGACCCUGCGCAGGCAGUGAGAAGAGACCAAAAGGGAAGGUCCCGCUCCAGAAACGCAAACCAAAGGGAGACCGCUGUUAUAACUGUGGAGGUCUGGACCACCAUGCUAAGGAGUGUGGCCUGCCCCCCCAGCCAAAGAAAUGCCACUACUGCCAGAGCAUCACGCACAUGGUGGCUCAGUGUCCACACAAGGCGCUAACGCCUUCCACGGGCUCUCAGGACCAAUACGCGUCUACCUCGGCCUCCAGCCCGGGGUCGUCGGCCUACCUCUACCCCCCAGAGGAGGAGGAACGCUACGGCACAUCUCCACUGGGAGGCUCAUCCUCAUCUCCUGAAGAGCCCCAAAGUCACCACCGGACUCGGAGGUGGAGGAAAUCCUAAAGCAACCCCUUCUCCUUGCUUCAUCUACCUCACACCUGUGACACAAUGGGAGGUCUGAAUUUCUUUUUUUUUUUAAUUGUCUAACCAUUGCAACUAUGGCAACCAACAGAGCGGUACCCACAUGUGUGUGCCUGCCUUGCAGACAGGUGGUGGCGCCACAGCAACCAUCACAGGGAUGGAGACUGCAAGGGAUGAUCUUGUAUUCAAUCAGUGCAGCUCAGGAGGCAAACAUGCAUCAAUCAUGCCUUGAUUUGCUUUUCCAUCACGUUGUUUUUAUUUUUUUAAGUACAUACUGUCUUCGCUAAUGUAAUCCCUCCCUAAUGAGUCUUUUUACAGCACAUUUUUAGUAAGGGUUGUGUAGGAGACGAUACUUAAAAGUCACAAUCCGUAAGUGAUAAUCCAGACCUCAACGACUGGAGAAACAUCUUCAGGGAAUCUUAAUGGAUUCCAGGGAAGAGUUUAGAGUGGAAAAAAGGGGGAUUAGCUGGCUAAUAAUGUUAUGUAAUAGCAUCCAAUACAAGAGUUCUGUCAAAAUUCUGCUUUGAACAGAUAAAAGUGCUUCUUAUUUUAGUUCUAAUCCCUACUUAAUUGCAAAGAAAAUUGCCUGUCUUUACAAAAUGUGUAGCUAGCAGGUGCAGCUUGCAUCCUUUAUCCUUUAUCAUCCUUCCUAUGCUGGUACUUUUGCAGUUUGUGUCAAAGUCUCUGCAUCACACACCAGAAAAAGGACAGGGACAUACGGCAGCAAGAGACAGAGUAUUGCAAAAACAGCAGAAAUACAGGAUUGCCUUUUUUAUUGUUAUAGUUUGCAGUGAAUGAAUGCAGUUUCUAAUCAUUUAAAGCAUCCAAAAUAUUAGGAACAGGUCUAAGUGUAAUUCAAGCUACAACUGCAAUCAUGAAUAAGCGUAUUAUCCUUGCAAAGGCAGCAUUUUUUUUUAAAUCCAGCUUUUGUCUUGGCUCUCGUUGAAUGUUGUGGCCAGCAUGCGUGAGUCCUUCCUCUUGCAGGAACGACAUCGGGCCGAGGGGCUUGUCGCUCUCAGCUUGUCUUGUGCGUGCUUCCACUUGAAAGGAAAAAAAAAAAAAACACUCUGCAUUUGCAUGCUUGCAAAGGUCAACACUAUUAACCCUUUCGUUAUUACCCAAGAUAGACACGCCUUAGAUUGGAUGCCAUAUUACUCGACUAGCUUAGAUUCAAGCGCGAUGAAUCCGUAGAAACCCAUUCUUGAAAAUCAUUAAUAUAUAUGUAAAGUCAGGAUUGUUUAAAUGAGAUUCUAUGACAUAUUUUGAAGGAGUUUGCUCUAACGUAGGUGAUAGCCAUGUGUAUACCAUGGGAUGUGUAUGUAAACAAAACCACUCGUUAAAGCAGGGGUGUCCAUUUUUUUUUCCCAGCGAGGGCUGCGUACAUAAAAAUGAAAAAAAAUGGGGGUCACUUCGAUACUUUUUGUUGAGUUGUCUUUUUGCUCGACGAAACAUGUGGGUUGCAAAAGCAAAUCAGUGCGAUACAACGGUACCUCCAUUUUUAUUACCAAAAUGUUUGAUGAAAACAAACGUCACGUAAAUCCAAUGAAUUCGACACACCCAUAAAUAUUAAUAUUAUACAGAAUAAUUUCACACGCAGAAAACAAUUUACAAAUAAAUGGUGCUUAUGGUUGAUGCAGACUUCAAAUUGAACAGUGUUUCUGACCUUUAUUAAAUUGUUAGCACUUUCGAUUUUCUUUGACCCCAUGGUGGGUUUUUUUGAGCAGUCACAUAAUAAAAAAUGCGUAAUGAUACAGUACAGGAGAAACAGACUCGCUUGUUAUGUGCAGUAUUGUAUGAAAACCGAGGCAAUACUUUCGAAAAAAAAAACAUUCUCGCGAAUACCGAGGUUUGACUCGGUCAUCCCUGUAUAUUUGUCACUAGGUGUCAGUAAUUUACGAGGUGAGACAAAGGCGACAACGGGCAUUUAUGGAUGGUUCCUCUUUGGGAACAUGCAAGACCACGAGUCUUAUUUAUGUCGUAAAUGGCUUAUUUACUCUUAUGUCGACUAUAUUGGGUAAUAUGAUUGUAAAGGUGACUAUAGGGGUGUUAGUUCAUGUCAAGGGCUCUAACAAUGUUAAAAACAGUAUUUAGAAGGUUUUUAGAAGGAAAAUAUUCCAUAUAUAAAUAAGGAAAUUCACUUAUCACGGUCCACAAAUGUCAUCCGGGCCGCAUUAUGGGCACCCCUGUUUUAGCUAGUCUAUUUUGGUCAUUUUUAUGAAGCCCCCCACCCCACCCCAAACUUCCACAGCACAUAACGUAGGUUUACUAAAGGUGAGGCACUGGACACUAUUAAAAUAGAGGUCACAAACUGUGCACUCUCUUACGCCUCCCCAGCUCCUCCCUGACCAUAUUGAAUGUGAAAAGAGGUACCUGAGGUCCACUCCGCCCCUAAUUUACAUGCUUUGGAGUUGCAUCGGAAUGUUUUGACAAAUCAAAUAACUUUGUAUCAUGCUAGCAUGGCAUUAAAAAAAAGUAAUAUCUUUUUAACACCGACUUAAAAAAAACCAUCAACAAUUUGGUAUACCGCUUUUACUAAGUGAUCCCAGCUUUAAUAGACAUUGUACUCCGAUUAAUCAACCAUGUCUAUUUGAAGAUAAGCACCAUACCUCUGUAUAUACACAGUAAUCCCUCGCUAUAUCACAGGUUUUUAAGGAAUAAUUCAUAAAUGGUCGCUGUUUCAUGGUUGACAAAGGCCUAUUACUAGUCAAAAAAGACAAGUUGUAGUAUUCUGUUUUGUCAAUAUGAAGUCAGUAAUGUUAUGAAACAUGACAUUAUUACUUUUCAUACUGCAUGUAGGCUAACAGCUAGCAGAGUCGAGUCAUGGCUUAAAUCGAGUGGGGGAAAAAUUAUUCUCUCAUUCCGUCCCCACUACUUUUGAGAACCAUUCCUAAAGUUAGAAUAAGGUUAAAGUUAGAAUAAGUAAUUUGGAGAGGCUAACUAGUUAGCUCGCUAGCUUGCCGUCAUCUGUUUUGUCCCUGCAGUUAUCCCGUAGCCUGAGCAAGGUGAUGUAAACAAAGAAUAAUGGGAGUGUUAAUUUCAUGUUUGCAGGGCUCUAAUAAUGUUUAAACCCGAAUUCAGGAAGUCACAAACACGGUUUCUAUGCUCUAACUGUGAAAACAUUCCAUUUAUUAACAUUGACUCAUCGCGGAAAUUCCUUUAACCUGGAACCAAUUAACCAAGAUAAAUGAGGGGUUACUGUGUAUACAUAUAUUAGGGCUGUCAAAACACGCAUGCGCAUUAUGUCAAGCAAACGCCUCACUAUAAGUGUAGCACCAGCGUCUCUUUUUAAAACUUUAUUCUGACCUGAACACAUCAACAGCAGAGCAUUUCCAACACUAUUGUUUGUGAUUUCCAACUCACAAACACGUCUCUAGUCCGCUAGUCAUUGGAACUACACUUCCUCAUUGACGCUACACUCCCGUAAGUUGCGUUCGGGGACACUCCGAACAUCACGUUUACAUGAGGUCUAAACAAAGAUACAAACAAAGGCAAACUUCAAUAUUAAAUAUAUUAUAUAAAGUCAAUAUUGUUAAUGCUCACUAACGCAACUCUUGCCAGAGUACAAUUUGUUGUGUUUAAGUAAGCUGGGAAAUCCCAGAAAUGACAUCUGCACUCAAAAUUUGAUGAUGUCUUUAAACACAACCACGUAAUAAUGCCGUUAAAGUGCGAUUUAAAUGCUCUGCUAAUAUGUCAACAGAGUAGUGUUUUUAAAUGAUGAAUUUAUUUGAAAACUGAUUAAAAUUUGACAGCCCUAUUAUAUAUAAGAAACGUGUGUUACCUAUGCUGUGAAUGUGCCUUUCGAUGUGACAUCUGUAAAGCUGGGAGUGUGUUUUUCGGGUCACUAUUGGAGGAAAUGCGGUAUUUCUCUACCAAAGAGUUUGUCUUUAUUUUACCUCAAAGUUAUGAUUUGUCAAGGGCUCACUAUCCUUGCUCUUUCAGAAUAAGAGGGAUCUAUUGUUUUAUUUUGGAAUGUAUGCGUCAGGAAGUGAAUCUCAACAAUGCAGAGUACCAAACCACACACAAACCUUUUUGUAUGAUGUAUUUUUUUUUUGUUUGUUUGACAUUUGGACACAGCGUUCCUCUCUCAGGAUGAUGAAAUGUUCUCAGGGAAUUUACCACAAAAAAAAGACAGAAAAAGAAGCGUAUUUUAUUCUUUUGGGAAUCAUCCACUCAAUGGAGAGAAUGGAGACGUUUGUGUACUGCUAUCACGAUCUACCUCUUGAGUUUGACUUGUUUUUUUUUUGUCCAUUUUCUUUGCUGUGCGAGAUGUUAGGAGACACCCUCAGCGGUCUUCCUUCUCAUUUUGUUUUAGUUUACAGCAACAAAGAACCUACCUCAUACGUUCUUUCUUUUCUACUCCACAUCUACCUCCUCCUCUUCUUCUGCCUCCUCACUUUUUCAAACACAGUAGCCGUCUUUGGGAAGGGGUUGGUUUCGCUGCAUUUUGGGAUGACGCCGUUUUAUCACAACUCUUUGUGUUUGUCUUUGACCAAAUACGUACCUCCGUUUUUUUGUUGGUGUUUUUUUGUUGUUUUUUUUCUAUUGGCCGUAGAUAAUCAAAUACGAUGGCCUCUUGUGAGGCACUCGAUUUUGUACUAAUGUUUGCAUUGUGAAGGCCUUUAAAGUCUAGAUACAAUGUCCUGUUCUUAACUAGCAGACUACACUUUUGUAGACGCAAUGGCCGACAUUGAGCCUGUUGUCCCUUACCAUGCUCAAGCACGGAUACCACCGCUCGCCCUCUUUGUCCCUCGCUGGAUUUUUACUACUUUCAUGACUUUGUGGCCUAUUUCUGGUCAUGAAAGAUGGAUUGGGCCGCACUGAAAUGGAAAAAAAAUGUUAGGGAAAUUGUUGGACUUAUAAUCAUAAAAAGUUGUAAAAUUACAAAAAAUAAAGUUUGUAAAAAUGAAAUUAUUAAGUUAAUAAAAUUUGAGGCAAUUGAGAAAAAUCUAACGUAAACUUUUUUUUGUUAAAAAAAUAUUUUUUUUGUAAAAAAAAUGUUUUUUCUUGUGGCUGUCUUGUAAAAAAAAAAGAAUAAAUAGUGAAAAAAAUAAAUAACACAAGCAUUUGCGACAUUCAUACAUUUUUUUAUAAUUACUGUUGUAACACUUUUAUGUGUAAAAUGAAAGAUCUAAUCUUAUAAAAUUCUGGACUUUUUCCAUGAAAAAAUAGUAAUAUUAAAAGAAAUUGUGAUGUUUGUUUGAGUCAGUU
This is a messenger RNA of Doryrhamphus excisus (bluestripe pipefish), 6089 nucleotides long. RefSeq names its product lin-28 homolog B (C. elegans) (gene lin28b). Gene Ontology annotation, molecular function: mRNA binding; zinc ion binding. The record is from RefSeq and is a predicted model, not a curated record. Lineage: Eukaryota; Metazoa; Chordata; Actinopteri; Syngnathiformes; Syngnathidae. Gene Ontology annotation, biological process: pre-miRNA processing. Gene Ontology annotation, cellular component: nucleus; cytoplasm.